AUGGCCACCAACGGGUCCAACGGGUCUUUCUCCCACUACCAUGCUGCCUCCACUGCUGAGGCUAUUCAGACAGAGAAGGAGUAUGCUGCCCACAACUAUCACCCAUUGCCCGUGGUCUUUGCCCGUGCUCAAGGUACUUCGGUCUGGGACCCCGAAGGACGUCACUAUCUCGACUUCCUCUCUGCCUACUCCGCCGUGAACCAAGGCCACUGCCACCCCAAAUUGAUCGCGGCUCUUGUUGAGCAGGCAUCGCGAGUCACUUUGAGUUCGCGCGCUUUCUACAAUGAUGUGUUCCCCCGCUUCGCUCAAUUUGUCACCAGCUACUUUGGCUUUGACAUGGUGCUGCCCAUGAACACAGGUGCCGAGGCCGUGGAGACGGGCAUCAAGAUCGCUCGCAAGUGGGGUUACAAGAUCAAGGGAAUCCCAGAGAACCAGGCAAUUGUUCUCAGUGCUGAAAACAACUUCCACGGUCGGACAUUCGCCGCCAUCUCACUGUCGUCCGACCCGGAAUCGCGUGAACACUACGGCCCUUACCUUCCUGGUAUCGGAUGUACCAUCCCCGGUACCGAGAAGCCUAUCACCUACAAUGAUAAGGCCGCACUUCGCGAGGCCUUUGAGCAGGCUGGGCCUAACUUGGCGGCUUUCUUGGUUGAGCCCAUCCAGGGUGAAGCCGGUAUUGUCGUCCCAGAUGAGAGCUACCUGCAGGAAGCUCGUGCGCUUUGCGAUAAGCACAACGUGCUCUUGAUCUGUGACGAGAUCCAGACUGGUAUCGCCCGCACCGGAAAGCUCCUUUGCCAUGAGUGGAGCGGAAUCAAGCCCGACCUGGUCCUUUUGGGUAAGGCCAUCUCUGGUGGCAUGUAUCCCGUGUCAUGCGUGCUGGGCAGCAAGGACGUCAUGCUCACGAUCGAGGCUGGUACCCACGGUUCAACCUACGGCGGUAACCCAUUGGGCUGUGCUGUUGCCAUCCGCGCUCUGGAAGUUGUUCGUGAGGAACAGAUGGUGGAGCGGGCUGAGAAGCUCGGCCACAUCUUCCGUCAGGGCCUGGAGGAUCUCAAGAGUCCACUUAUUCAGACUGUGCGUGGAAAGGGUCUCCUCAAUGCCAUCGUCAUUGACGAGUCCAAGACCAACGGUCACUCUGCCUGGGACCUGUGCAUGCUGAUGAAGGAGAAGGGUUUGCUGGCCAAGCCGACUCACCAGAACAUCAUUCGUCUUGCCCCACCGUUAGUCAUCACCGAGGAGGAGAUCAAGCAGGCCCUGGAGAUUAUCAACCAGGCUGUGAUUGAGCUGCCGAACCUGAAGGGUGCUGCCGAGGACCACGUGAUCCCUCCCCCAGAGAAGAAGGUUAAAAUUGGCGUCGAGAACUAG
Penicillium pulvis is the source of this 1365-nucleotide messenger RNA. It is a transcript of the gene car2, whose product is annotated as ornithine-oxo-acid transaminase. Lineage: Eukaryota; Fungi; Ascomycota; Eurotiomycetes; Eurotiales; Aspergillaceae. The transcript is spliced from 3 exons. The record is from RefSeq and is a predicted model, not a curated record. Gene Ontology annotation, cellular component: cytoplasm. Gene Ontology annotation, molecular function: identical protein binding; pyridoxal phosphate binding; L-ornithine transaminase activity. The coding region runs from base 1 to 1365 and encodes 454 amino acids.